UCUGGUCUUCCAAUGAAAGUCUCUAAGCAUCGCAACAUCAUCAUAGCCAUUUCCAGCAUUAUAUUUGCGUUGAUGAUUAUUGCUGCUGUGGUUUCGGCUGUUGUAAUUAUUGUUAUUCAGGGAAUGCACAAUAAAUCGAAUCCAAGCCUUCUGUAUUAUAGUGGUUCUUUCAGAAUUUUAAAUUUAAACUACACAGAGGAUUAUAGGAAAAGCAGUAGCAUUGGAUACCAUUCAAUGGCUUCUCAAAUCGAAGGAUUUAUUGAUUUGACUUUCAAUUAUUCAGAGCUCAGAAGCCAGUUCAAGAAGGCACAAGUUGUUAGUCUACGCCCUGGAAGUGUGAUACCAGAAUUUGUGGUGACUUUUAAUAGUUUAACGGACAAAAAUGUAUCAGUUCAGAAGAUAUUCUCAGAAAACAUGAGAAAUACCAGCAUGGCACAAUUCAGCAUUGACAAGAAUUCACUGCAACUAACAGAAAUCACUUAUGAUGUGGCAGAGAACCUUGUUAACAAUAAUUGCGGUGUUAGAGGCCCUUCGAUAUCAAGUAAAAUAGUUGGGGGAACAGAUGCGGCUUUGGGUGCAUGGCCCUGGCAGGCUAGUCUACGCUUGAAUGGAAAUCAUAGAUGUGGAGCCUCUCUCAUCAGCAACACCUGGCUAGUAUCUGCUGCACACUGUUUUAAUUCGAACAAAGAUGUGAAUUCAUGGACUGUCGUCCUAGGAACAAUUAAUUUAAGCUCCAGAUCUGAAUUAAGCCUCAGAGCCUUAAUUAUACAUGAGAAUUACACCAGUGGAAUAUAUGCAAAUGAUAUUGCUUUGCUAGAAUUGUCGUCUCCAGUAAGCUUUACACAGUACAUCAGACCUGUGUGUCUGGCAGAUCCUCAGAUUGUUGUUCAAGACAAUUCUUCAUGUUAUGUCACCGGAUGGGGAACACUGACAGAUGGAGGAACGUUAUCCUCUAUUUUGCAACAGGCUGAGUUAAAGAUAAUAAGUACACGUUCAUGCAGCAGUGCUCAGAUGUAUGCAUACCUAAUAAAACCAUCAAUGGUAUGUGCUGGAUAUGUUGAAGGAAACAUUGACUCUUGUCAGGGAGACUCAGGAGGCCCCCUUGUGGCACUACAGUAUAAUAGCAGAUGGUCCCUCAUUGGAAUUGUAAGCUUUGGAUAUGGAUGCGCCCAAAAAAACAAACCGGGUGUAUACUCCAGGAUCACAUAUUUCCGCAACUGGAUUACACAGAAAUCUGGAAUAUAAAUCUUACCACUUCUAGCAAGAUGGAAUGCCGUAACUGAUUAAAAGAGAAUCAAUUUCCUUUUGUGCAUGCCAAACACAGCAUUAUGUGUCAUCAAGGUCACAGGAGUGACCAAGGAGUUAA
Molecule: messenger RNA, 1366 nt
Organism: Nanorana parkeri
Lineage: Eukaryota; Metazoa; Chordata; Amphibia; Anura; Dicroglossidae
Product: transmembrane protease serine 11C-like
Exons: 9
Coding region: 13-1245 (410 amino acids)
Biological process (GO): proteolysis
Molecular function (GO): serine-type endopeptidase activity
Source: RefSeq, a predicted model, not a curated record